AUGCAUGCAUUACGUUAUGCAUCGAAGAGAAGACAAGAAACAGCUUUACUUAUGCAUGUAUUCAUGUUAGCAAACUCUCCUCCUCUGCAUAAAAUCAGGAACGCAUUCAAAGAGUGUCUGGAGAAGAACAAGCGAUUAUGUCAUUUUCAUUACGCUGAAGCGGCUCUCCAUAUUGCAUCUAAACUAGAUGGUAUGAGUGUGCAGUUUUCUCACUAUGAUGAUCCUACAGCUUCUGGCAAUACCGCUUAUCUAAAUGAAGGAGAUAUUCCACGUCUUCUUGUGGACUCCUUGAACGAUGCAGUCAAAAUCAUUGAUGAAAAGGUGGUCAUCAAAGCAAGGGACAUUGGACAGUUCAUGAAUCGUUGUUUGCAACAGUACUUCUCCGAAUACCAAUCGGGGAAGAAGUUACAACCGUCAUCACUCGCAAAGCUAAAGCCCGAAGAGCUUCCAUUUUAUAAAGAUGAAAAUUUUUUCUCAGAGACGGAGACAGCUAUCGAUAUUCAUGACCGAGAAGUUGAUAUUACGACGUUACUACUAGCUCCUGAUUGUGGUUUUAUGGAUUCUUCUGAAACCGAUGACCAGGAAAAAUCAUCGUCAUGCCAUGAGGGUGCAAGCACAUCCGAGGCUGGGAAUGGGUUACCGAGACAACGAUCUCCAAAUCAUUGUGCUGAUAUUUUGGGAGAGGAUCAGAAAGUUACGGGUCUAAGGAUAGCACCAAGUGAAAACCAAUCAUCUAAUGAUGUUCCUGAGCUGAAUGAGACAGAUCCAAGUUUCAUGCAGCAGAUUUUCAUGGUUCAAGGACAGGCGCUCAUGGAGUUGUUCCGAUUUUGUCCACAAUGCGGAUGUGCCUUACAAGAAAAAGGCGGAGUUCAACUGAAAGCUGACGGGUCGACACCUAUUGUGCAUUACAUUUGCAAUUGUUGUUCACUACAAACUACUUCAGUUAAACUCUGGAAAGGUCAAAGAAAGGCUGAAACAAAAUCCGAGGAUCAAUAA
Messenger RNA from Necator americanus (New World hookworm), 996 nucleotides. RefSeq lists its product as uncharacterized. NCBI's taxonomy places the organism in Eukaryota, Metazoa, Nematoda, Chromadorea, Rhabditida, Ancylostomatidae. The record is from RefSeq and is a predicted model, not a curated record. Bases 1 to 996 code for a protein of 331 amino acids. The transcript is spliced from 5 exons.